Molecule: messenger RNA, 261 nt
Organism: Adineta steineri
Lineage: Eukaryota; Metazoa; Rotifera; Eurotatoria; Adinetida; Adinetidae
Source: the annotation of a GenBank genome assembly
AUGGAACCGGCCAUUUCCGUGCCGGAUUGUUCGACCUGGGUACAUUUAGAUCAAGUUAAAAUUGAAAAUGAACUUAUUGAAUUUAAUGAAAUAACAACUAAUAAAAUAAAAUUAUUAGUUCAGAAACUGAUGGACACAAUCAACCAUGAUCGUGCAUCUUCAUACUAUGCUCCGGCAUCAAAUCAUACUUCAACAUCAUCGUAUGGUACGGCAUCAAAUUAUACUGCAACAUCAUACUAUGCUCCAACACAAAUGAUCUAA